ACAAAGAUAGAGAUUCAACUUUUUGAUGUAUUUAUAUUUGGUGCUCAUAUCAUCAGGGGAUAUGUAACCAACCUGGAUACUGGAAAAAUCCAAGGCGUUUCUUUCGUCACCUCCAAUGGUGAUCUAGCUGGACCAAUAUCAGUACACCGGAAAGCCUUACUCAAUGCUUUGGCAGAUCAAUUGCCGAUUAAUUCAAUCCGUUUCUCUUCCAAGCUCACUGCUAUUGAGACCCAAGAACAUGAAGGUUCAUCCAUUUCCAUUAUUCACAUGGCAGAUGGGACUGUCAUCAAAGCAAAGGUUCUGAUAGGCUGUGAUGGGAUGCACUCAGUGGUGGCACGCUGGUUAGGACUUGCCGAACCGGUAUAUUCGGGUCGAUCCGCGGUUCGUGGCUUGGCUGUGUUUCCUCAAGGCCAUGGACUGGACAACAACGUGCAACAAUAUAUAGGACAAGGAAGAAGGGCUGGUUUUGUUCCCCUCACUGACAAAGAGAUCUAUUGGUUUUUCACUUGCACCUCUCCAGCUAAAGGGGCAGAUAUGGCAGAUGAACCCGAAGUUAUAAAAAGAGAAGUGAUUGAGAAUUAUGCCAAGGACCUUCCUCCUAUAUACCUAGACGUUGUGCAGCACUCGGAUCUUUCGACAUUGACAUGGGCUCCACUAAUGUUCAGGUAUCCAUGGCAUGUAGUAUUUGGGAACUUCUGCAAGCAAAACAUCACGGUGGCUGGCGAUGCCAUGCACCCCAUGACACCUGAUUUAGCCCAAGGAGGUUGCUCAGCAUUAGAAGAUGCAGUGGUUUUAGGCAGACACAUAGGGAAGUCCUUUAUACAAAAUGGACGACUGGUGCCAAAAGAGAUGGCGGUUACAAUUGGAAAAUAUGUGGAAGAAAGAAGGUGGCGCGUUGCUUUGUUGAUCGCAGGUUCAUAUUUAUCAGGAUGGGUGCAGCAGGGACGGUCUGGAUGGGGUAUGAAGUUCUUGAGGGAUGCCAUAUUUUACACGUUCCUUUUCCCUAAAAUCAUUAAAUUUACAAGUUAUGAUUGUGGAAAACUUAAUUUCUAGUGUAUUUCACUGCGGACAAGAAUCAAUAUAAACUAAGUUCCCUCCUUUGGGGAAAGAAAUUAUUGAUGCCCUCCUCCCCAGUUUCCCAAGGAUCGAAAGAGAAACAGGAAUUUAUAAGUAAGAACGGGUCUUUUACCAGACAGGCUACAAAAGGUAACUUUGUGCUCAGGGUAUACUAUUUAGUAGAAUAUUACAAACAUGAUGAUUCUUCUCCUAAAGGCUGAUCUCAAGAGCAGAAUCUGCAUAUCACAAGGGCUAUGAAAGUGAAAUUAUUAUCUGUAUUAAUUUGUACCAACUACUAUUUUGUAUCUCUUUCUUGGUAGAUAUGAGGCCUAUGCGACUCUUGUCGGGUUUAGAGUUAAUAGGUUUAUUUCCUUUUUUAUUUUAUUUUAGCACAUGCAAUUGGAGGAGGGGGUUUUACACAAAUCUUCAUUGGGUGCUUAAAGGUUGUGAACCUCUAUCCACAUGGGUGUAGGUGGAAUAGCCCAACCAAGCAAUACUUAUAUUGGCAUACAAUAAAUAAAGAAAAUGUAUCGAAUGAUAAGUGACAACUAAAA
Prunus avium (sweet cherry) is the source of this 1610-nucleotide messenger RNA. The record is from RefSeq and is a predicted model, not a curated record. Lineage: Eukaryota; Viridiplantae; Streptophyta; Magnoliopsida; Rosales; Rosaceae.